Messenger RNA from Podarcis muralis (Common wall lizard), 2469 nucleotides. The record is from RefSeq and is a predicted model, not a curated record. NCBI's taxonomy places the organism in Eukaryota, Metazoa, Chordata, Lepidosauria, Squamata, Lacertidae.
AUGGUGGCAUUAUUGGUCUUGCUGCUGAUUCUACUUCCUCAUGCAAUAUGCAAAUCAACCAUUGUUAAAUGUCAUGUCCAUGAUCCACACACUCCACUUCAUCAGUAUCAUGCGAAAGGAGACCUCAUCAUUGGUGGCAUUGCCUCUCACAGCAUCAUCAUCUCCAUUUCAAUACCCUUCAUUGAAAAACCCCCACCAACAUUGCUUGAAGAGCUAAAUGUGGUGCCAAAGAAUUACCAGCACAUCCUGGCCUUGCAAUUUGCAGUGAAGGAGAUCAACGAAAACCCUCAGCUCUUACCCAAUGUCACUUUAGGCUUCCGCAUCUAUGACAGCUAUUUCAAUGCCAAAUGGACCUCUUAUGCCACAAUGUUACUCAUAUCCACACUGGAAAUAUUUGUCCCCAACUACAUCUGUGACAUCAAGAAAAACUUGAUAGCCAUCAUUGGGGGACUGGACUCCCAAACUUCCCUUCAUGUGGCAACAAUCUUGGAUAUCUAUAAGGUUCCACAGAUGGUGCCCAAGGAAGCCCACCAGUAUAAGGGGAUCCUGUAUUUGCUUCUGUAUUUCCAGUGGAUAUGGAUUGGGAUCUUUACUUUCUAUGAUGAGAAUGCAGAAAGAUUUGUGCAAACUGUGGUUCCACUAUUUUCCCAGAGUGGCAUCUGUUUUGCCUUCAUAGAAAGAAGUCACACAUUAACUUACGUCACUGAAAUUAACAAUAUGUUUAAACUGGGGGCAAAAAUUAAUGACAAAAUAAACGAUAGCAAAGCCAAUGUAGUCUUGUUUUAUGGAGAAUCAUAUACUCUGGCAUUUUUUAGAUGGUUGCCUUACCUAUCAGAACUGGAACAAAGUUCAAAUAAGCCAAAAGGUAAAGUGUGGAUCAUGACAGCCCAGGUAGAGCUCACUUCUUUUGUCUAUCAACGGACUUGGGAUACAGAAAUACUGCAUGGGGUUCUCUCAUUCACAACUCACUCAAAUGAUCCACCAGGAUUUCGUCAGUUUGUCAAGAGCAAAACACCUUCCAACCCGAAAGGAGAUGGCUUCAUUUUGGACUUCUGGCAACAGGCAUUUGGCUGCGUAUUUCCAAAUCGAGUGGUUGGCAGUGUGAGGGGAGAUAUUUGCACUGGGCAAGAGAAGCUGGAGAAUCUUCCUGGUCCUUUCUUUGAAAUGAGCAUGACCAGCCACAGCUACAACAUCUACAAUGCUGUCUAUGCUCUCCAUCAUUUUCUGAGGGGUAUCUCAUUUAACAACAGCGCUGGGGAUAAGAUUUCCUUGGACCAGAAUGGGGAGAUAUUGGCUGGAUUUGAUAUUACCAAUUGGAUCGUUUCCUCCAACCAAUCCUUUCAGAGAGUGAAGGUAGGAGGGGUGGAUUCCCUGGCUCCUCCACAGCAAAUGUUGACCAUCAAUGAGGGAGCCAUAAAAUGGCACCAUUGGUUUAACCAGACACAGCCUAAGUCUGUAUGUACUAAGAGCUGCCGCCCUGGUUUUUGCAGGAAAGUGAAGGAGGGGGAAGCAUUUUGCUGCUAUGAUUGCAUCCCAUGUCCAGAAGGGAAGAUUUCAGACAAAGAGGACAUGAAUGACUGCUGUGAAUGUGAAGAUGAAAAGUAUCCAAACAAAAAUAGGAAUAUAUGUAUUCCCAAGAGUGCAACUUUCUUGUCCUUUGAAGAACCUUUGGGCCUCAGCUUAGCCUGUUCUGCUCUUUCCUUUGCUUUCAUUACAGCACUGGUAUUAGAAAUAUUUGUGAAGCACAGGGACACUCCUGUUGUGAAAGCCAACAACCGGGACCUCACCUACGCUCUGCUCAUCUCCCUCUUGCUUUGCUUUCUUUCUGUAUUACUGUUCAUCGGAUAUCCUGACAAGGUGACAUGUCUCCUCCGACAAACUGCUUUUGGCAUCAUCUUCUCAGUGGCUGUUUCUUGUGUGCUGGCAAAAACCAUCACUGUGGUUCUGGCUUUCAUGGCCACAAAACCAGGAUCCAGGAUGAGAAAGUGGGUGGGGAAGGGACUGGCAAACUCUAUUGUCCUUUCCUGCUCCCUUAUCCAAGCACUCAUCUGCACUGUAUGGCUGGUGAUCUCUCCUCCAUUCCCUAAUCUUGACAUGAAGUCAGUGGCUGAGGAAAUUGUACUGGAGUGCAAUGAGGGGACGGUGACCUUCUUUUACUGUGUCUUGGGCUACAUGGGCUUCCUAGCUUUGGUCAGUUUCACUGUGGCUUUCCUUGCCCGGAAAUUACCUGACAGUUUCAACGAAGCCAAGUUCAUCACUUUCAGCAUGUUGGUCUUUUGCAGUGUUUGGUUAUCCUUUGUUCCUUCCUACAUGAGCACAAAGGGGAAAUACAUGGUGGCUGUGGAGAUCUUCUCUAUCUUAGCCUCCAGUGCUGGUUUGUUGGGUUGCAUCUUUUCCCCAAAAUGUUACAUCAUUUUGCUGAGGCCUGAGCUGAACAGUAGGGAACACCUAAUAAGAAGAAAAUCCUGA